Messenger RNA from Rosa chinensis, 4090 nucleotides. RefSeq names its product pentatricopeptide repeat-containing protein At3g22150, chloroplastic. Gene Ontology annotation, biological process: RNA modification. The transcript has 5 exons. Gene Ontology annotation, molecular function: RNA binding; protein binding. Lineage: Eukaryota; Viridiplantae; Streptophyta; Magnoliopsida; Rosales; Rosaceae. The record is from RefSeq and is a predicted model, not a curated record. The coding region runs from base 634 to 3093 and encodes 819 amino acids.
AGGGGCCUUCAUGACGAGGACGGUGAUGAAGAGGUGGUCCUCUCGAGAUACGAGAAGCUUUGCGAUCUCUACCGUUGAUAUGACGUGGCCAACACCGGCGCAGGGGAUGAACACCAGCUCUGCAGCUUUCUUCAUUUCGAUACGGUGACUGAAGGAAGAGUAGUUUGUCUUUGUUGAUGACAAUGAAUGUGCUUCAAGAGUCAAGUUGUGGUGUUUAAAUAUUCAGACGCAUGCAGCCUAUAUGUGCAGGUAUUCCCUCCAUUUCAAUCAAACAGAACAAGAGUUAGGAGGUAACCCCUAUCGGUGGUCGAGUUGGUAAGAUUGUUCAGGUGUGGAAUUCCCACAUUCAGAUUCGAAUUCCGUCGGCGCUAAUUGAAGUUUAAGAGGGAAUCACAAUGAGUGGUCGAGUUAGUAAAAAUCUUUAGGUGUGAAAUUCUGGCACCCGAAUUUAAAUUCCGUCGACGCUGAUUGGAAUUUAAAUCUCAAUCUAGUCUUGGUGGUUAAGAGAGAUGAAGCGUUUUGAGAAGACACACGGACUAAUCUCUGGCCUUAAAAAGCCUUUGAAGAUACCGAUAAAAAAUAAAAUAAAAUAAAAAGUUACGUUAGGAGGGAAAAUCCACCAAAGCCAUAACCAUGGCUUCCUCUGCUCUUCCCCCACCUCUCUCCACGCCCACUCAAACCCCCAUACCCAACUCUCCUCCUCACAAUCUCUCAUCCCGAACCUUCCCACUGCCAACUCUCGAAACCGCCACAAUUCGCUCCCGCCUAAGCAGUCUCUGCCAAGAAGGCCAACCCCACCUUGCCCGCCAACUGUUCGACACUUUGCCUCGCCCAACUACCCUUCUCUGGAACACCAUCAUCAUUGGCUUCAUCUGCAACAACAUGCCCACUGAAGCCCUCUUGUUCUAUUCCCACAUGAAAAACUCCUCCCCCAGCACCAAAUGUGACCCUUACACUUACUCUUCCACCCUCAAAGCCUGCGCCGAUACCCGCAAUUUCAACAUUGGCAAGGCUGUGCAUUGUCACAUUCUUCGGUGCCUUCCGAACCCAAGUAUGAUUGUGCAGAAUUCGCUAAUGAAUAUGUACUCUUCCUGCAUUGGAAGCUUUGAUCAUGCCAAGUAUGACUUAGUACGCAAGGUGUUUGACACAAUGCGCGAGAGAAAUGUGGUUGCGUGGAACACGUUGGUUUCGUGGUAUUUUAAGACUGAGAGGUAUCGAGGAGCGGUUAAGCAGUUUAGGAUGAUGAUGAGGAUGAGAAUAGCCCCAAGUGCUGUGAGUUUUGUCAAUGUUUUCCCUGCUUUAUCCGCCGUGAGAGACUAUAAAAAUGCCAAUGUUUUAUAUGGUUUGGUUGUUAGAUUUGGCGGUGAGUAUGUGAAUGACUUGUUUGUUGUAAGCUCGGCGAUAUUUAUGUAUGCUGAGCUUGGUUGCCUUGAUUAUGCUAGGAAGAUUUUCGACCGUUGUUUGGGGAGAAACACAGAGAUAUGGAACACCAUGAUUGGUGGGUAUGUUCAGAAUAAUCUUCCUGGGGAAGCAAUCAGCCUUUUCUUUCAAGCCAUACGAUCAGAUCAGGCUGUUCUUGAUGAAGUGACUUUUCUUUCGGUUUUAACUGCAUGUUCACAGUUGCAACAGUUGGAACUAGCUGGACAGUUGCAUGCUUUUAUUACUAAGCAUUUCAGAGUGAUGCCUGUUAUUUUACUAAAUGCAAUUAUGGUGAUGUACUCGAGGUGCAAUUCUAUUGAGACGUCAUUUAAGUUUUUUCAUAAGAUGCCGGAGAGGGAUGCUGUUUCAUGGAAUACCAUGAUCUCUGUGUUUUCUCAGAGUGGCUUGGAUGAUGAGGCUUUAAUGCUUGUUUAUGAGAUGCAAAAACAAAACUUUUUGAUUGAUUCUGUAACUGUAACUGCUCUACUUUCGGCUGCAUCAAAUCUUAGAAACAUAGAUGUUGGACAGCAGACACAUGCUUAUAUUAUUAGGCAUGGAAUAGAAUUUGAGGGAAUGGAAAGUUAUCUCAUAGACAUGUAUGCCAAAUCUGGUUCAGUCAGGAUUGCAGAACGACUUUUCAAAAAGAACUAUAUUGUUGAUAGAGAUCAUGCUACUUGGAAUUCUAUGGUUACAGGGUACACACAGAACGGCAUGAUUGAAGAAGCUUUUGUAGUUUUUAGGAAAAUGCUGGAGCAGAAGCUAAUACCAAAUGCUGUGACCUUAGCAUCAAUUUUCCCUGCUUGCAAUCCAGUGGGGAACAUAGAUAUGGGUAAGCAACUCCAUGGGUUGUCUUUUCGUCACUACCUUGACCGAGACGUCUUCGUGGGAACUGCUCUAAUUGACAUGUACUCAAAAUGUGGUGCACUAACUUAUGCUGAAAAUGUGUUUUUUGAAACCCAUGAAAAGAAUUCUGUCACAUACACCACAAUGAUAUUGGGCUAUGGCCAACAUGGAAUGGGUCAGAAAGCUGUGUCUUUGUUUCACUCAAUGGAGAGAUCUGGCAUUGUACCUGAUGCGGUUACCUUUGUUGCAGUCUUGUCUGCUUGCAGUUAUGCUGGUUUGGUUGAUGAAGGUCUUUCUUUAUAUGAUUCAAUGAAAAUGGAGUACAACAUAAAAUCAUUAACUGCACAUUAUUGUUGUAUAGCGGACAUGUUAGGGAGGGUUGGAAAAGUAGUUGAAGCAUACGAGUUUGUUAUAGGGUUGGGUGAAGAGGGUUACGUGAUAGAAAUUUGGGGAUCACUUCUUGGUGCAUGCAGAAUUCAUAAACAAUUUGAAUUGGGCAAGAUUGUUGCUGAUAAAUUGCUUGAAAUAAAGGCUGCUACUGUCAAGACAGGCUACCAUGUUUUGCUCUCAAAUAUGUAUGCUGAGGAAGGAAAGUGGGAAAUUGUUGAUAAAAUGAGAAAACAAAUGAAGGAGAAAGGUUUGAAGAAGGAGCCUGGCUGUAGUUGGAUUGAGAUUACUGGUUUCCUGAACUGUUUCAUUUCUAGGGACCAAAAGCACCCUCAGUGCAGUGAGAUAUAUGGUAUGUUGGCGGAGUUGACUAUGAUGAUGAAAGAAGCUGGUUAUAGGCCUUCUCUCAAUUCCCAUCUAGAUGCAAUUUUGGAACCUCAUUAGUGAAUCAAAGGAGAACACUUAAUACAAGUUUUUUAGCCAUCUUCUAUAUUCCAUUGCGACUUAAUCUUGGUUUUGGCAAAUUGGAGACAGCUAAUUACGGAUGUCUAGUUGGAUGACUUCUGGCAAGUAAAUUUGACCGUCUUGGUAAUUGAUAUCAGCUAUAUUCAGGUCAUCAAUUGUUGAAAGCAGAUAUGCUCAGAUGUUGCUCAAAUCUGAAUAUGCCAAUAUGGAUGAACUAGUGUCAAAAGUGCUGGACAUACAAUUUUCAGGACUUAAUUUUACAGGUUUCCUUACGAGAGAAUGUCAUGUUUAUACGUGUGGGCACAAUACACAUGGACAACUUGGUCAUGGAGACACCACAGAUAGCACAAGUCCCAUAGAUUAUUGAAUUGCUCAAGCAAAUUGGCUCCACAGUAGAUUGAUGCUAGAGUCCAAGUUAUAUCUUAGCUGUAACUGACAAUGGAGUAGUCUGCAUGCUGAGUUCAACCACAUGUAGUCCAAUUUUUCAAAAGGAAGGGCGUUCAUGUGUUUGAAUCUUUGCAGUGACCUGCAUGCAGGUGCACUUGACUCCAGUGGUUGUUAGAUAAGUCUAGUACUUCAGCUGUGUCGUAAUCCAGGAGUCACCACCUCUGCCGAUAAGCAUGGUACUUCAGCUGUCUGACAGUGCCACUCUUUGAUUUGGUUUUCCAUUCUUCUGCUUCCGAUCAGAGAGUUUAUCCAAUGCCAGCAAAGGCAUGACACAUUUGCGCCUUCGGCUAUGGGAAAUACAAGAAUUAAUGGUAUGUAAACACCAAAUGUCAUAAGCAUACUACAUACAGAAAUAUAGGAAUUUCAGCUGAGGUUGAAUUAAAACACAUUCUGCCGUUCCCGUGGAGAAAGACCCGUUGGCAAGAUAUGAUGAUAUCUUCCUCAGUAAUAUGAUCCUGAUCCAUAUUCACAAAAGUGAAGGUUGAGACAGCUAGCCAUCACCAUGUCUAUCAUACUAUCUCCUUCGAAC